ACGUCAGAAGACGACGGCGACGAGAGCUCGUCUUCUAGGCUUUCGGAUUGGGCCGUGCCCUCGGACAGCGGCACGGACUUGACAGAUGCCAAGUGUUCUCGCGAUGAGCACGACGCCUCGGAACCUGACGCGUAGCGACACGACUUCUCUCUGUGUAGACACCCAAGAUUACCUCGUGAUCUGUGAGAGGGCGUUCCCAAACCCAAAGUACGGCUGGAGCUGGUGCGCCGUCGACGACGAAUCUCUUGUGAUGAGCGACAAACGUCUCGACUUUCGUUAUCUUCAAGACAAUUUCCAUCUCUAUCAGGCACCAAUCGAGCCAACCAGGGUGCUAGACCUAAAGGCGGCGUCUGGUUACUGGGCAGACAAGGUGGCUCUCGUCAACGGGUCGGCCACCGUCCUUGGGAUCGACAUUGCCCCCGUCCAGUAUGCUACCGAGCCGAACUGCUACUUCGAGUUCCACAACGUCAACUGGGAAUGGGCGAGAGCGCCCGGGUCUUUCGAUCUGAUCCGGGGCAGCAAGCUCCUAGGGAAUGUCAAGGACUGGCCUAGCUUGUUCCGGAGCGCCUACAAGUGCCUUAUGCCCGGCGGUUUUUUGGAGCUGUACGAUCCGCUAUUCAGCUACUUGUCUGCGAGUGACGACGGAGAGCUCUCCUGGAAGUCGGUCUCCCGGCAAGCCUGUGAGCUCGGCAAGAAGACUAGCUGCUCGUUUGCCAUCGCCCCUGGCAUGUACACGCGCCACAUGGUGAGAGCGGGCUUCGUGGACAUCCAGGAGAAGUGGGAGAGUGCCGAUGUGACCAAAUAUGAGCUGCACGACGUCGAAAGCAUGCUCCGCUUGUUGUGGUACCUGGAAGGUGUGGACGACCAGGAAAUUUGGGCGCGUUUGGGGGACUGGCGUAGCCGACUUACGUCGGAAGCUGACAGUGUUAGAGUGCGACAGGUGGCAGUAUUGGGGCGAAAGCCAUUCGACGGAGAGAUAACGUUGGCCUCGGAAGGGUAGGCUUCGUAUGGGGCCUAGGGAGACGACGAAGUGGGCUAGGACGCGUUGUCUAUGGGAGACGAGAGGCGGUAUUAUGCUGUAUAUGGCUUGAAGUGGACCCUGUGGGAAUUAGAGGUGGCGGUGUAUUUGCUUGCAAAUUCGGGCGUCAGUUUACAAGAUAUUGUUUCAUAAUGCGA
Messenger RNA from Canariomyces notabilis, 1176 nucleotides. Its product is annotated as S-adenosyl-L-methionine-dependent methyltransferase. The record is from RefSeq and is a predicted model, not a curated record. The transcript has 6 exons. Lineage: Eukaryota; Fungi; Ascomycota; Sordariomycetes; Sordariales; Chaetomiaceae. The coding region runs from base 86 to 1000 and encodes 304 amino acids.